AUGCCAGGAAGUCAGAAAAAGCAGCAAGCGGAGAAUUAUAAUAAUGGGUCUACACCCAACAAGUUGGACGACCAAAUGGAAAUGGUGUUGCAGCUAAUAACGAAAAGAACCAAAGGGGAAAACACCAAUGCCCAAAUUGAGUCUGCGGUCUCUGAUAUUUUACAGUCCAUGGGAGCAGCGCCACCAUCAAAGGUGCCCAAGAAGGGCAAUCAGGGCAAGAAUAGUGCUGAAAAGGCCAUGGAAGAUUCCUCUGUACAAUCAAAGGCGAAAUCGCCAAAAAAGGCAAUAGAAGUCGAUAUGGAUGAUUACGACGAUGUUGAUGUGAAACCACAUGCGAUAAGUCUGCCGCCACCGAGCGAGGAGAAUUCAGGGCAUGAUGAUACUCCAAACUCUGAUAGUGAUUGGAACGAAGAAGAAUACAAAGAUAAAAUCAGUCUAAUCCCAAUGGGAAUGGAAGGCGCCAAAAUGAUGACCACCUUUGGAGACUCACGAUCGCCAGAUCCAAAGGCAUUGGAAGAAGCGCUCUUGGGAACGCGACGGACCUUGCAAUUGGCCAUGAUGGACGCCCGUGCCAUUCGACGCAAAAUAAAAAAGCGUUUUGACGAAGCCAAAAGGAUGAAUCGGAGGCUGGAUCAAUCAUCUUUGGCACAGGCAAGCUCCCUGGACCCUACAAUGAUGUCAAGAAGUCUAACCGCUCAUGAUCGAUUGGCUUACAAUUUGCCGUGCGGCUUCGAUAUUGAGCAGUUGGAAUCGUUAUAUCCUGAAGUAAUGCGGGAAUAUCGACGCUGGAAUGAUAUGUAUCAACGAAGCCAACGUAAGAACGCUUCUGCUGAGAAGGAAGAUGAUGCUACCAACCGGGAAUCUGAUGAUGAAAACGACGGCAAAAAGGGGGACCCCAGUCCGGAUGCUCAGACCGAAACUGUGGAAGAAGACGAUACUGAAGCAUUGGGAGGUCAUUUGAAAGAACGAGCCGCUCAUUUUGAUACGCGCACUGACAGCAUGCAAAGCGAGGGAUAUCUCAGGUUUUCACAAGUACGGCAAGGAUCCUUCCUAUCCCGGGGUAAAAGGCAACGGAAAUCGAAAGAGGAUAUUGAAUGGGAAAAACGACAUAACAUCAAGGGAAAACGAGGGCGGAAAACUGAUUGGGAAAAAAUGGAUGCCAGAACCAUUCGUUUUCUCCAUUGGCUUGGGUUUGACCCGACCACACCAAUGAAGCCGCCGGAUGAUGCAACUACUCAAGCUUUAGCUUUCUUAGGCUACGACACAAUGGGUAGAAUCGUGGAAAAGGCGAUAUAUCUCAAGAAUCUCGAUUCGUCACGCAAUCCUAAUGGGAAAGAAUCGAAUUCGACAGAUUUGGAGAUGUGGGAGCUGAAGACAGGAGAGACUUUGGUGCAGGAGGAUGUCACUCGGGCGCUGAAAGACCCCGAAAUUCAGCCGACAGCAAUGUAUUCACUGGAUGGUUUGUCCGUGCCAUCGUUGCAGCGCUACUUUGGUCCUGGAUUUGAAGAGCGCCUGGAGCUAGAAUUAGAAGAACUCGCUGCCGCUGAUGAAGGAAAGUCGGAAGCUGCCGAGGAGGAUGUGCAAUUUCGCAAAGAGGAAGCUGCGCUCUUUGCCAACAUGUCGUCUCCUCCAAGCUUGCUUACAGACGUUGGCGCAUUGGUGGAUGGACAAGAGGAAACCAUAGACAAUAAGGAUGAGGCUAGGGAUGCGACUAAACGAGAACGAAAAAGGCCACGCAAAGCGUAA
Cylindrotheca closterium is the source of this 1746-nucleotide messenger RNA. The record is from the annotation of a GenBank genome assembly. Lineage: Eukaryota; Bacillariophyta; Bacillariophyceae; Bacillariales; Bacillariaceae.